ACAACGACGCGCAUUUCAAUGAAGUGAACCGCAUCGGUGUCAAGCAUCCCCCUCCAUGAUCAUCCUCAGUCCCUGAGGCUUGAAUUCGACUCUGGAUGCUUCCGACCUAGAAAAUGCAUCUCUCCAAGAUCUCCGCAUUCCUAACACCGGUCCUCAAUGCUGCUGCGGUGCUCUCCAGUCAAGCUCCGGCCGAUGAUCUCUCCGUCCUGAGUAACGAGGUAGCGAGGGCCAACAACCAGUCUUUACUAUGGGGUCCUUAUAAGCCGAACCUCUACUUUGGGGUUCGCCCUCGUAUCCCGAACAGUCUGUUCGCAGGAUUGAUGUGGGCCAAGGUGGACGACUAUGCCACGGCGCAACAGAACUUCAGACAUACGUGCGAGCAAAAUGAAGGCAUGGCCGGAUAUGGGUGGGACGAGUACGACAUUCGGAAGGGUGGCCGGCAGACCAUCCAUGACGCCGGAAACUCCCUCGACUUGACAAUUGAUUUUGUGAAGGUCCCUGGUGGACAACAUGGAGGCAGCUGGGCUGCUCGUGUGAAGGGCGUUCCUCGCGAUGAUGCUCCCCUUGAUCAACCCACGACCGUCAUGUUCUAUGCUGCGUUGGAGGGAUUGGGCAACCUGGGCGUUGCGACCAACUCUGAGGAUCCUCAUGGCUUCGAUGGCGACGUGAAGCUUACUGGCUUUACGACCGACCUUGGUGACUUCUCGAUCGAUGUUACUUCUGGCCCCGAUAGCAAUGAGCAUCCGGAGCAUGACCACCCUACCUAUGAGGAGAAGCCCCUGGACCGUACCUUGGUGUCGAGUUUGACACUGCAUCCGGAACAACUCUGGCAAACGAAAGUUAUCAUGUUCACCCAGAUGAAGAAAGAGGUUGACGAAAUGGUCCAGAAGUAUGGAUCAGACAACCCUCCCCCUCCGUACCAGAUUUUCACCGUCAAGAAUGAACCUGGUGAUGGAAACAUGCACCUUGUGCAAAAGGUCUUCAAGGGUGCCUUUGAGUUCGAUAUUCUCUUCUCCUCUGGCUCUUCACCACAGCCUAUGACAUCUGAGCUUCUUACUGAGCAGAUCUCAAGCGCCUCGCUUGAAUUCGCGGACCGGUUCAAGAAGGUUCACCCCCCACAGUCUCCAUUUGAUACUGCGGAAUACUCUGAAUUCUCCAAGUCCAUGCUCUCCAACCUUGUCGGUGGCAUUGGAUACUUCCACGGAUCUGAUAUCGUGGAUCGUUCGGCGGCACCAGAGUAUGAAGAGGAAAAUGAAGGUUUCUGGGAAGAAGCUGCCGAAGCCAGGGCUCGGGUACAGCCUGUUCUUGAAGGGCCGAAGGAUCUUUUCACUGCUGUUCCAUCUCGCCCAUUCUUCCCUAGAGGCUUCCUCUGGGAUGAAGGAUUCCACUUGAUCCCUGUUGUCGAUUGGGACACGGACCUCGCGCUCGAGAUCGUGAAGAGCUGGCUCAACUUGAUGGACGAAGACGGUUGGAUUGCUCGCGAGCAGAUCCUCGGUUCUGAAGCUCGCAGCAAGGUUCCGCCCGAGUUUACCGUCCAGUAUCCUCAUUACGCGAACCCGCCGACACUUUUCAUCAUCCUUGAGGCUUUCAUCGAUAAGCUGGAUGCAAAGAAGAAUGCUUCGAUGCAGACUUACGCUGAUGUCGAGGCCACAGACGGCCUCCGCUCCAUUUACGUUGAACAGCCGGAACUGGGUGAAGCUUUUAUCCGUUCAAUCUACCCGUUGCUCAAGAGGCACUACUUCUGGUACAGAAGUACUCAGAAGGGUGACAUCAAGUCCUAUGACCGGGAAGCAUACUCUACCAGGGAGGCGUACCGUUGGCGAGGACGUUCGGUCCAGCAUAUCCUGACCUCUGGAUUGGAUGAUUAUCCUCGGCCUCAACCUCCUCACCCUGGUGAGCUGCAUGUGGACCUUAUCAGUUGGAUGGGCAUGAUGACUCGGGCUCUCCGUCGUAUCGCUGUGACCAUUGGAGAAACGGAGGAUGCCGAAGUUCUCAAGACUUACGAAACCGCCAUUGAGAGAAACAUUGAUGAUCUCCACUGGGAUGAUGACGCUCAUACUUUCUGCGAUGCAACUAUCGAUGAAUAUGAGGAGAGCGUUCAUGUCUGCCACAAGGGUUACAUCUCCAUCUUCCCCUUCCUGACAGGUAUGCUGGGCUCGGAUAGCCCGCGCUUGAAGGCAAUUCUGGAUUUGAUUGGAGAUCCGGAAGAGCUCUGGAGUGAUUAUGGUAUCCGCAGCUUGAGCAAGAAGGACGAGUUCUACGGCACUGCUGAGAACUACUGGAGGAGUCCCAUCUGGGUCAACAUCAACUACCUGGUGCUCAAGAACCUUUAUGACAUUGCCAUCGUGCCUGGCCCUCACAGGAAACAGGCCCGUGAUCUGUACUCCAACCUCCGGAAGAACUUGGUUGAGAAUGUCUUCAGGGAGUGGAAGAAGACCGGAUUUGCCUGGGAGCAGUACAACCCCGAAACCGGAAAUGGACAACGGACGCAGCAUUUCACCGGCUGGACCAGUAUGGUGGUGAAGAUGAUGUCCAUGCCCGAUUUGCCCGCCAGCGAGCAGCAAGGCCACGACGAAUUGUAACCCUAUAGAGGUGAAGUGUGUAUGGUAUAGUUGAGGUAUCCUAGAGUAACACCAAAGUCU
Molecule: messenger RNA, 2642 nt
Organism: Aspergillus ibericus CBS 121593
Lineage: Eukaryota; Fungi; Ascomycota; Eurotiomycetes; Eurotiales; Aspergillaceae
Gene: cwh41
Product: mannosyl-oligosaccharide glucosidase
Exons: 7
Coding region: 114-2582 (822 amino acids)
Biological process (GO): protein N-linked glycosylation; oligosaccharide metabolic process
Cellular component (GO): endoplasmic reticulum membrane
Molecular function (GO): Glc3Man9GlcNAc2 oligosaccharide glucosidase activity
Source: RefSeq, a predicted model, not a curated record